Panicum hallii is the source of this 1582-nucleotide messenger RNA. Its product is annotated as endoplasmic reticulum-Golgi intermediate compartment protein 3-like. The transcript has 13 exons. Gene Ontology annotation, cellular component: COPII-coated ER to Golgi transport vesicle; endoplasmic reticulum. Bases 116 to 1279 code for a protein of 387 amino acids. The record is from RefSeq and is a predicted model, not a curated record. NCBI's taxonomy places the organism in Eukaryota, Viridiplantae, Streptophyta, Magnoliopsida, Poales, Poaceae.
CCCUCGGUCCGACAAAUUCCAGAGAUACCCUCCCCAUUUCUCGCGGCAGCCACGCCGUAGAUCUCCUCCUCGUCCCAGGUUUCCGGCGGUCUCGCCGGCGGCGUGAGCUCAAGCGAUGGAGCUCUGGAGCAAGCUGCGGAACCUGGACGCCUACCCGAAGGUGAACGAGGACUUCUACAGCCGCACCCUCUCCGGCGGUCUCAUCACCAUCCUCUCCUCCCUCGCCAUCCUCCUCCUCUUCUUCUCCGAGAUCCGGCUGUAUCUAUAUUCUGCUACAGAGAGUAAGCUCACUGUUGAUACCUCAAGAGGGGAAAGACUACAUAUCAAUUUUGAUGUUACAUUCCCAGCCCUUCCUUGCUCUCUAGUUGCUGUUGAUACAAUGGAUGUCAGUGGAGAGCAACAUUAUGAUAUAAAACAUGACAUAAUAAAGAAAAGAAUUGAUCAUCUUGGUAAUGUAAUUGAAUCAAGAAAAGAUGGAGUUGGUGCCCCUAAGAUUGAAAGACCGUUACAGAAGCAUGGCGGUAGGCUUGACCACAAUGAGGUUUACUGUGGAUCUUGUUAUGGUUCUGAGGAGUCAGAUGAUCAGUGUUGCAACUCCUGUGAAGAAGUUCGUGAUGCCUACCGGAAGAAAGGAUGGGCUCUAACCAAUGUAGAAUUAAUUGAUCAGUGCAAGAGAGAGGGCUUCGUACAAAGGUUAAAAGAUGAGCAAGGGGAAGGUUGUAACAUCCAUGGAUUUGUAAAUGUGAAUAAAGUAGCUGGCAACUUUCACUUCGCCCCUGGGAAAAGCUUGGAGCAGUCAUUCAACUUCCUGCAAGAUCUGUUGAACCUCCAACCUGAAUCUUACAAUAUAAGUCACAAGAUAAACAAACUGUCCUUUGGGGAAGAGUUCCCAGGUGUUGUCAAUCCUCUUGAUGGAGUUGUGUGGACACAGGAUAACUCCAAUGGGUUAACAGGGAUGUACCAGUAUUUUGUGAAGGUUGUUCCUACAAUCUACACGGAUAUUAGGGGACGGAAGAUUCACUCAAAUCAGUUUUCCGUAACGGAGCACUUCAGAGAGGCAAUUGGCUAUCCUAGGCCUCCACCUGGUGUAUAUUUCUUCUACGAAUUUUCACCAAUAAAGGUUGAUUUUACUGAAGAAAAUACCUCGCUCCUUCACUUCCUGACAAACAUAUGUGCUAUUGUUGGAGGUAUUUUCACAGUUGCUGGCAUCGUCGAUUCUUUCGUGUACCAUGGUCAUCGUGCCAUCAAGAAAAAGAUGGAGAUCGGAAAGCUUGGAUAAUUCCAAUUCUUAGCAUAUACUAGUCACUAGGACCAUAGUCAAAACUGAGUUAACUUGUGCUUGCACUGCCUCGAAAGGUUUGGCGAUGAGAACUGAGGAAUUUUGAUAAGCUGUAAUUCACAUUUGUAACCACUCAGACCUGCUAACUUCUUUGGACCUAGAGCUUCACGUUUCAGCGACUUCCUUCGUGGUGCAGAGAGGUCGGUACCUCACCACUCUUAUCUAAAGAUGUGUAAGCAGCUGCAUCACUGCCGACCGAUGUUUUGUCAUAUACUAUAUGUCAAUCCUGUUGCAACAUUCUCA